Messenger RNA from Lactuca sativa (garden lettuce), 902 nucleotides. Its product is annotated as 28 kDa heat/acid-stable phosphoprotein-like protein. Lineage: Eukaryota; Viridiplantae; Streptophyta; Magnoliopsida; Asterales; Asteraceae. The record is from RefSeq and is a predicted model, not a curated record.
CACAAGGCACAAACAAGCCCAACUGCGACUAGGGUUUCUUUCGCUUCUUUAUUCUCCAUUCUCCAAUACAGGGGAAAAUUUAUCCCAAAUACCCACCGAUUAAAGAGGUGUGGAGCGACCAUUUUCAAAUUAAUACAAAACUCUUGCUUCUUUUUCUUCUUCUUUCUCCGAUUCUGAUCGACCACUGUUAGCCUAAUCAAGUAUGGGGAGAGGGAAGUUUAAGGGCAAGCCUACUGGACGUCGCCAGUUCUCUACUCCUGAAGAGAUGCUUGCUGGCACUUCAUCUCGACCUCGUACAUUUAAAAAGGAAGAAGCUGAAGUUGAAGAGGAAAGAUCUGAUGAAGAAUCUGAAGAGUCAUCUGAGGAAGAAUCUGAAAAGAAGAAAGGGACCCAAGGUGUUAUUGACAUUGAGAACCCUAAUAUGGCUAGGCCCAAGACCUUGAAAGCAAGAGAUGCUGAUCUGGAUAAAACUAGUGAACUUUCAAGACGUGAAAGAGAAGAAAUUGAGAAACAGAGGGCUCAUGAAAGGUAUAUGAAGCUGCAAGAACAAGGGAAAACAGAUCAAGCAAAGAAGGAUCUAGAGCGGUUGGCUCUAAUCAGACAACAGAGGGCAGAAGCUGCUAAGAAACGAGAAGAAGAGAAAGCAGCCAAAGACCAAAAGAAGGCGGAGGCAAGAAAAUAAGUGGGAAUGAAAGAGAUGGUAGUUUUCACAUGAUAUGAUGAUGUAUGGUUAUGGUUAUGGUUAUGGUUUAGUUUGUUGGUUAAUUUGAAGUUGAAUCUUUCUUAUAUGCCUAUGUUGGCCAUUGUGGGGGAUCACUCUUUAACCAUUUUAUUAACUUUCUCUUAUUUACUUUUAAAACUUAAAAGCUCGUCUAUUAAACCCAAACUUAUUAUUCGCACUA